GAUUGUGCCGUGCCGUACCGUACCCUGCUUGCCGGCCCCGCCUCGCUGGCUUCCGAGCGCUUCCAAGCAACUCGGCAGCGGCAUCCGUGCAAGCAACGGGACCGGCGAAAGGAUUGCAAUGAUCCCCGCGAGGAACAACUGUUACAACAGCCGCCGGAGGCUCCGACCGCUCCUUUCCUUCCGGUCGUGCUCCUCCUUUCUCCCCCGCCACCCUUUUGCGCAAGCCUCCCUCGGUCUUGAUGCCAGAGUGGGGUCCCACGGAAGAUCCGUCGGUGCGAAAUUCGGCCACCGAACGAACAAUCACAAACACAAGCACAAACACGGUGCCACACGGAACAACACCUGCAACAGAAAUUUUGGGGGAAACGACAGCAACAACAGCUACUGCGGCAACAAUGGACAUCGUUGCUACGUCCGUGCCGGUGGUUGCCGGUUCGACGGCAAUAGCGAUUGCCACCGGGGACUUUCUCUUCCCCUGCUUUUCGCACCAAAAGCACCAAAACCCCGGACCCAAUGGCAAUCGCUGCAGCAGCGGUUCUUUCGAUCCACUCCGAGCCAGGACCAGAACCAAAACCAAAACCAAAAGAACCGGCGCGGCGGACCACAUCGGGAGGAGGAACCAGACCCCCUCGGUCCCCUGGGCCGGAGGGUCCUGACCGAGGAGCUCCUGGGGAGGACGCUGGGGGGAUCGGCCGGCAGCGGCUACGGCGCAAGGCUCUCGGGCCUCCAUGGCCUCAUCGGCCCCUGCGUUGCCCCCGGGCCCACCCCCAAGCUGGUCUGGCACAGGGCCUGCGACCGCUUCGGCUUCGACCUCCCCCAGUACCGCACCAAGGCCGUUGCGGCUCCCGUUGGGGGGCCCGGCCUCUUUGUGGCGACGGCAGUGACCAUGGUGGAGAAGACGGCUUCCGGUGGCGGUGGUCUUUCUCUCGCCGAUCGGGGCCACGGCUGCCACCCUUGCCUGUACGAGAGGCUCGGAGGCCACGACCACGUCGGCGUCCACCCCCGCUUCGACUGGAUCGAGAUGGUCUCGGUGGGGAUCGCCCCCUCCAAGGCCAAGGCCGAAAGCCUCGCGGCCCUCGACCAGAUCGUCCUGUGGGAGGAGGCGACGGGGAUCGACCUCACCCUCCCCUUUGGGGCCUGGCCGGGGUGGGACGGGAACCAAAGGCCCGCUCAAGAGGCCCCCGGUGGGCGGGGACAAGAGGAAGGGGCCGACCAAGACGACGGGCACCGCUUUCGGUACGAGAGGGUCCGGAACCUGCUGGAGCUGGCGGGCUGUUCCAGGAUCCAGUACGACCACGAGCAAUUCCUCUGGGAGGCCCCCUGGGCCGGAGGCGCUUCCGGGAGGGGCCGGAGGCGCCGCAGGGCUUCUUCGGGUGCCCAGCCGCAGCGCUUCUGGACGGCCGACGCCGAAACCUGGUUCGGGGGCAGGUGGUACUUUUCCGAGAGCGAACCCCUCAAGCAGUGGCGAUCUCCCACCAAGGCCGCCGCGGAGCAGCGGGCCCUGGUGGCCCUCCUCGACCAGAACGAGGACAGCCCCCUCGCGGAAGCGGCAAGGUCCCUCGGGCCGCUCCUGGACGCCUCCCCGUCCGGGAGGGUGGUGCCCCUGCGCGUCCGGGGGCUCUCCGGUCCCCUGCUAAAAGCCCUGAGGGAGUCGGUCUUUCCCGGGAGGGAGKAGGCUUCCGCCGCGGAAAGGGAGCACGCAUCGCGCAAGCGGAUCCACAAGCGCCUCCUCGAGAAGCAAAGGUCGGGGCCGGGGAACAAGGGGAUGCGAUGGGAGGGCCCCCCGCUCUCCGGAGGGAGCGGCGACGAUAACGACCACGAUAACGAUCAAGACCACGACGAGUCUGGAGGCACCGGCUCCCACGCCGAUCGACCGAGCGGCGAAAGGAAACACAAAGGUGUGGAGGAUCCGCUCCCGCAGCUCCACUCAUCGGCACUCGAUCGGGAUCUCUGGGAGACGGAACGGGCGAACCUAGAGCACCACGCCCAAGACAACCCCGGAGCCUUCGAGGAACUAAGGGAGGCCCGGAACAAGCUGCCCGUGCGGGCCAUUCGCGCCGACCUCCUGGACGCCCUCCGCUUGCAAAGGGUGGUCGUUGUGUCGGGGGGCACCGGGUCCGGAAAGUCCACCCAGUGCCCGCAGUACAUCCUGGAGGACGCCCUCGCCAGCGGGAGGGGGUCCUCCACCCGGAUCGUCGUCACGCAGCCCCGCCGCAUGGCCGCGGUGAGCCUCUGCGAGCGCGUCUCCAGAGAGCGGUUCGACGCCAGCGAGACCACCGGGAAGGACCUCCGCUCGGUCGGGUAUGCCGUCCGCUUCCGGUCCAGGCCGCCCCGUUCCGGGGGCGGGAGCAUCGAGUUUGUGACCACGGGCGUCCUGCUGCGGCGGCUGAUGGCGGCUUGCGGCGGGGGCCUGGAGGGAAUCUCGCACGUGGUGAUCGACGAGGUCCACGAGCGCGACACCAACACGGAUUUCUUGCUCGUUCUCCUGAGAGACCUCCUGGAAGAACGGCCCGACCUAAGGAUCGUGCUCAUGUCGGCCACGCUGGAUGCCCGGUCCUUUGCCGACUAUUUUUCGUCGCGGAACUACGGCGAACGAAGCAGCAGCAGCGGCGACGGCGGCGGUGUUUCGUCGAAAGGUGGAAGGAGCAGCCUCCUCGAUCCUUCGUCUUCCGUCCCUAUCCUGAGCAUCCCCUCCCAAACCCGACAUCCCGUGGAUCUUUUCUAUCUCGAAGACCUAAUUGGAUGUGGGGCUCGCUAUUCACCGCGGAUGAACGCCCUGGCAAAAAGCUUGUUACAGCACAAGGAAGAGUCGCUCCGGCAAGAACUGGAAAAACUGAACAUGCAACAGCAUGGCACCAAAAUGGGAAGUGGUGGACAUGCCAAUGGCAGUUCCAAUGACGAAGAAAAGGAGCAAAGAGCCAAUCGAAUCGCUGCGCUAGAACUGGCAUUGCAGCAUAACAACUCUUCCGAGGAAUCUUCCCUCUCUUUCAACAGGAGCCUUUCUAAGGACAACAAGAAUUUUGAUUUCAGCGCUACAAUGACCAGUCUUGUUUCCGAAAUGGCCCUCCACCUCUGCAUGGCCGAAACAAACGCCAAUCGCGGGGGAAGCAUCUUGUGUUUUUUGCCCGGCAUGGACGAGAUCAAAAACUGCAUGGCAGAGAUCGAUGACCACUGUCCGUGUCCCAAACUACGCAGCAAAAUAUCCAUCCUUCCGCUGCAUUCAAAGCUUCCGUAUGACGACCAACAAAGGAUCUUUGAUCCCGUGAAACCGGGAACGAUCAAAUUAAUUUUGUCAACCAACAUUGCAGAGUCUUCUGUGACUAUCGACGACGUGCUGGCCGUGAUCGACAGCGGUUUGGUCAAAGAAAUGGCCUUUGACGCUUGCUCGGCCAUGAACUCUUUGCAAACCAACCAAACCUCCAAGGCCUCCGCCACGCAACGGAUGGGCCGUGCGGGUCGAGUAGCUCCGGGGACAUGCUAUCGACUGUACUCGCGGGGAGAUUUCGAGGCCAUGGAAGAGCGAGCGACCCCUGAGAUCAAAAGGGCUGCCCUCGAAUCUAUCUGCCUCCAGACUUGUUCGACAAUGGAAACCACGCGGGGAUUCUCCAACGUGCAAGACUUUUUGGCCCGUGCCAUGGAUCCUCCCGACGCUGUCUCGGUUGCCUUGGCCGUAGACCGUCUCAAAAAGAUCGGUGGGAUCACGACGGUUGCUGGCAGCGGAGACGGAAUCGAGCGGGAACACCUCACCCCCUUGGGACAGUUUCUCGCUCGAUUGCCGCUGGAUCCAGCCACGGGCAAAAUGCUGGUCAUGGGUGUGGUCAUGAAAUGCCUCGGCCCCUUGCUGACGGCCGCAUCUUGCCUCAGCGGCCGGAGUCCCUUUUACGACCCACCCGGUGAGCGAAAGGAAAGCAAGAAAAUUCGACAGUGGUUCAGCGAUGACUCUGACAUUAUGGCAUCGGUGCGAGCCUAUGAUUCGUUUUGGCAAAAAGUAUCGGAAGAUGGUUGGAAGAAUGCCAGGGAAUGGGCAUAUUGUCACUAUGUUAGCGUGCCCGCCAUGAUAGCCAUCAGAGAAGUUCGGUUGCAACUCUUGAACGAAUUGCGCAAGGCUGGGUUGGUCCCCAAGGGUGACAUUAUCACUGGCAGCAGCAGCAGCAGAGGGAGUAGCAGAAACCAACGCGUAUCGAGCCGGGGUGAUCUAUCUCCGAAAGCUACGGUGAAUGAACAUUCCAGCUGCGAGAUGCUCACCAGCGCCGUUUGGUGCACGGCUUUUCCCGAAAACCUUGCCUCGCGCAGACGGCUAGGUCACUUUGGCGUGAUUCGCACCAAACACGAGGACAAUGCCAGUUUGCACCCUUCAUCGGUCCUUUACCACCGCGACCAACCUGAAAACGGAAUGUCGUUGCCAUCAGACUGGUAUCUAUACAGCGAAAAAAUUCUUACGUCACAGGUCUAUGUUAGGGGAUGUACUGUUCUUGCCCCCGAGCAAAUACUCUUGUUCGGAGGAUAUGAUCUGGCACAGCAUGGCAAUAGCGACAAUUUUGACGACAAUCGACGAAACAACGACUACCAACAUCGAAUUCGUGGAGUCCUAGAUGGUUGGAUUGCCGUAGACGGGGGGAAAUCUGACGAGACGGUGAAUCUGUUACUACAAACCCGAGAAAAUAUUGAAAUGAUUUUUGAGCGACGGAUUAUGUAUCCAAAGAAACGAAAGUAUAGGGGGAAAGACGGCUUGGAGUCAAGUCGAGCUGUUGAAGAUUGGGAUAGAGACGAGAGAAACCACGACGAUAGGAUCAUAGCUGGCGUUCGUGAUAUGUUCGAAAGCCUGACUCGCAACGAGAACAGCAGGAUAUACGAAAAAGAAGUGGAUCCACCGGAUGAUUUCCACGAUUAUUUCUUAGAUAAAUGAUAAAAAACUAGACGGUACUCGUGCAUGAUUCAUAUAGCAAUUCAUAGCAAUAGUUUGGAUGAACUUCAGAUUAAAUUGCUUCGAGUGAA
This is a messenger RNA of Pseudo-nitzschia multistriata, 4995 nucleotides long. The record is from the annotation of a GenBank genome assembly. Lineage: Eukaryota; Bacillariophyta; Bacillariophyceae; Bacillariales; Bacillariaceae.